This is a messenger RNA of Phyllostomus discolor (pale spear-nosed bat), 1596 nucleotides long. Its product is annotated as butyrophilin-like protein 2. Gene Ontology annotation, molecular function: signaling receptor binding. Gene Ontology annotation, biological process: T cell receptor signaling pathway; regulation of cytokine production. Lineage: Eukaryota; Metazoa; Chordata; Mammalia; Chiroptera; Phyllostomidae. The record is from RefSeq and is a predicted model, not a curated record. Gene Ontology annotation, cellular component: external side of plasma membrane.
AUGGUGGACUUUCCAGGAUACAGCCUGUCUGGUGCGGUGGCCUCCUUCUUCUUCAUACUGCUCACCAUGAAGCAGCCAGAUGACUUUACAGUGAUUGGUCCUGCUCAACCCAUCGUGGCCAGGGUAGGGGAAGACGCCCUACUAACAUGUCAGCUCCUCCCCAAGAGGACUGCAGUGCACAUGGAGGUGAGGUGGUAUUUGGAGCCCAGCAUACAAAUAGCACAUCGGGUCGGAGCUGAGGGGACUGAGAUGCAGAUGGAGGACCACAGGGGCCGAGUGCAGUGGGUAGAGGAUGACUUUGCUGAGGGAACUGUGGCUCUGAAGAUGCACAGUAUCCGACCAUCUGGAUGGUGCCAUUUCCAAGAGGAAAACUAUUGUGGAGAAACCAGCUUGCUGCUCAAAGUAGCAGGUCUGGGGUCCACCCCUCACAUCCACAUGGUGGGCUCUGAGGAAGGUGAAAUCCAGCUUGUCUGCACUGCAGAAGGCUGGUUCCCAGAGCCCCAGGUUUAUUGGGAAGAUGUGAAGGGAGAGAAGCUGCUGACUUUCUCUGAGCAUCACAUCCAAGAUGAAGAUGGCUUGUUCUACGUGGAAGACACGCUCAUGGUCAGGAAUGCCUCUGCAGAAACCGUGUCCUGCUUCAUCCACAACCCUGUCCUCGCUGAGGAGAAGGGCUCAGUCAUCUCCAUCCUAGAAAAAGUAGCAACAAUGGUAGAUGACUUGAGGGUGAUUGGUCCUGCUCAACCCAUCGUGGCCAGGGUAGGGGAAGACGCCCUACUAACAUGUCAGCUCCUCCCCAAGAGGACCACAGUGAACAUGGAGGUGAGGUGGUACCGUUUGGAGCCCAGUGUACAAAUAGCACAUCGGGUCGGAGCUGAGGUGACUGAGAUGCAGACGGAGGACCACAGGAGCCGAGUGCAGUGGGUAGAGGACGACUUUGCUGAGGGAACUGUGGCUCUGAAGAUGCACAAUAUCCAACCAUCUGAUGAUGGGCAAUACUGGUGCCAUUUCCAAGAGGAAAACUAUCGUGGAGAAACCAGCUUGAUGCUCAAAGUAGCAGGUCUGGGGUCUGCCCCUCACAUCCACAUGGUGGGCUCUGAGGAAGGUGAAAUCCAGCUUGUCUGCACUGCAGAAGGCUGGUUCCCAGAGCCCCAGGUUUAUUGGGAAGACGUGAAGGGAGAGAAGCUGCUGACUUUCUCUGAGCAUCACAUCCAAGAUGAAGAUGGCUUGUUCUAUGUGGAAGACACGCUCAUGGUCAGGAAUGCCUCUGCAGAAACCGUGUCCUGCUUCAUCCACAACCCUGUCCUCACUGAGGAGAAGGGCUCAGUCAUCUCCAUCCCAGUAGCUCCUGUUCCACAAAUAUAUGAGGAGAACAGCUCUUGAGGAAUUAACUGGGAGUCCUCAAUCUGCCUUCCAUUUGAGAACACUGAAAAAACAUGUUUGAACACACUCAAGUUUAAUUUGUCCCAAGUCGGAUCUGGGAAACUUUAUAGCUGGGCAUAUAAUUACUAAAUAAUAACUAUUCUCAUCAUGUAAAUAACAUCUGUGACUUAAGAGAUAAUAAACCAUGUUGUUUCAAAAGACAAAAAUACAUAAAUA